AUGGACCGCAGCACCUGGAGCCCCGCGGUCACCACUGUCGCCCCAACUCUCGCGCCCCAUGAGCGCAUCCGCAAUGCCGCCGACAUCUCGGUCAUCGUCGUUUACUUCGUGGUGGUGAUGGCUGUCGGGCUCUGGGCUAUGUUUUCCACGAAUCGUGGGACCGUUGGAGGCUUCUUUCUGGCAGGCCGGAGUAUGGUGUGGUGGCCGAUCGGAGCAUCUCUCUUCGCGAGUAACAUCGGAAGUGGCCACUUUGUGGGACUGGCGGGGACAGGAGCAGCUGCAGGCAUCGCCACUGGGGGCUUCGAAUGGAACGCACUGGUUCUGGUAGUUGUACUGGGCUGGGUGUUUGUCCCCAUUUACAUUAAGGCUGGGGUGGUGACCAUGCCCGAGUACCUGAGGAAGCGGUUUGGGGGCAAGCGGAUCCAGAUCUACCUCUCCAUCCUGUCCCUGAUUCUCUACAUUUUCACCAAGAUCUCCGCAGACAUCUUCUCUGGGGCCAUAUUCAUCAAUAUGGCCUUGGGUUUGGAUCUGUACCUGGCCAUUUUCCUCUUAUUGGCCAUCACUGGCCUGUACACCAUCACAGGGGGCCUGGCAGCUGUGAUUUACACAGACACCUUGCAGACAGCUAUUAUGUUGGUGGGAUCUUUCAUCCUGACUGGCUUUGCUUUUCACGAAGUGGGAGGAUAUGACGCCUUCGUGCAAAAGUACAUGAAUGCCAUCCCAACCAUGGUCUCAGAUGGAAACAUCACCAUCAAGGAGCAAUGCUACACUCCGAGGCCUGACUCCUUCCACAUCUUCCGAGAUCCUCUCAAGGGAGACCUCCCAUGGCCUGGGCUUAUCUUUGGGCUUUCCAUCCUCGCCUUGUGGUAUUGGUGCACCGAUCAGGUCAUUGUGCAGCGCUGCCUCUCAGCCAAGAACAUGUCUCAUGUGAAAGCUGGCUGCACCAUGUGUGGCUACCUGAAGCUGCUGCCCAUGUUCCUCAUGGUGAUGCCUGGGAUGAUCAGCCGUAUCCUGUACACAGAAAAAAUUGCCUGUGUCCUCCCCUCGGAAUGUGAGAAAUAUUGCGGCACCAAGGUGGGCUGUACCAACAUCGCAUACCCAACCUUAGUGGUGGAGCUCAUGCCCAAUGGACUGCGAGGCCUGAUGUUGUCUGUCAUGUUGGCUUCCCUCAUGAGCUCCCUGACCUCCAUCUUCAACAGCGCCAGCACCCUCUUCACCAUGGACAUAUACACCAAAGUCCGGAAAGGAGCAUCGGAGAAAGAGCUCAUGAUCGCUGGCAGGUUGUUCAUCCUGGUCCUGAUUGGCGUCAGCAUCGCCUGGGUGCCCAUUGUGCAGUCGGCACAAAGUGGACAGCUCUUCGACUACAUUCAGUCCAUCACCAGUUACUUGGGACCCCCCAUCGCAGCCGUUUUCCUGCUUGCUAUUUUCUGCAAGAGAGUCAAUGAACAAGGUGCUUUCUGGGGACUGAUACUAGGAUUUUUUAUUGGAAUAUCCCGUAUGAUUGCUGAAUUUGCCUACGGAACCGGGAGCUGCAUGGAGCCCAGCAACUGCCCCACAAUUAUCUGUGGUGUGCACUACUUGUACUUUGCCAUCAUCCUCUUUGUCAUUUCGAUCAUCACCAUCAUAGUCAUAUCCCUCUUUACCAAGCCCAUCCCAGAUGUUCACCUCCACCGUCUGUGCUGGACUCUCCGAAACAGCAAAGAGGAGCGAAUUGAUCUAGAUGCAGAAGAUGAGACCAUCUCAGAAGCUCCAGAGGAGACCUUUGAAAUCGAGGUCCCCGAGGAGAGCAAAGGAUGCUGCAGGAAGUUCUAUGACCUGUUCUGUGGGCUGGACCAACAGAAGGGCCCUAAAAUGACCAAGGAAGAAGAGGCAGCAAUGAAGGAGAAAAUGAUGGACACGUCUGAGAAGCCUUUGUGGCGGACAAUCGUGAAUAUCAAUGGUGUCAUCCUCCUGACUGUUGCCGUCUUCUGCCAUGCCUAUUUUGCCUGAGUCCUACUAUUUACUCUAGACCGCGCUCACAAAGGACAGAUUUCUACGGGGCCUCCCUGUAAUGCCAUGCUGUGAUGUGGAAGAAAAGUCAGCCAGUUGUAAAUUUUGCUGCGAUAGUCAAAUAUAUACAUGUGUAAUACGAGGCUAGAUGGAUGAAAAUGUGUGCAUGUGUAAUAAGAGGCUAGACACAGAUGAAAAUCAUUGUUAGAUUAUGUGUUUGCAGUUAAUAUGAUGUAUUCCAGAGUUCACCCUAGAGCUGCAAGAGGAAAGCCUACUCAGUAAUAUCUAAAAAGGACAAACUAAGAAACAGAAGGUCUACAAUGUUGGAUGCAUAUUUGUCUCACGUAGAUUCAGUGCACCUACACAAGAAAUUAUUUUGAGUGGCCACCUACCCUCAUUUUCUCCAAAAACAACCAUUUUUUUCUACAUCAUCUCUCUGUCAGGGUUUUCCUGGCACACGAAUAACCAAUCUUAUAAAUGUAUUGAAGCUGAGGAUGGGAGCUUGAUAAGGUCCCUAUGCUGGUAUGUGAUCUCUGAAAGAAGGCCUGGGGGAAGUCAUACCACUUCCUCUAAAGGGAGCGACGUCAGGCAAUUUUCUGAUCUUAAAAAUUAUCCACGGCGAGUUCCCAUGUUUGGGAUCCCACUAAUUUUGGCAUUCAUUUUGACUGCAAUGUCUUAGCCACUCGGCAAUGUUUGUAGACUGACUGAAUGACAUGGAUAUUUAUUUAUAAAUGCGUGCUAUAUUUUUAUAAAAGCCUGGCCCUUGGUUAACAUUUUUCUGUGGCUCUCCAAAAUGUAGCCUCUGGAAACUGUAAUGAAUUGGAGUGUAUUCAUUUGAGACCACCUUUCCUCAUAGGAUUAUUCUUUCCUCUUGGCCUUAGAAUGACUCCUGGGGAUAGACUAGUGGAAGCAAAUAUGUCUCUCAGGGACAUGUUUGGUGUCCUUCUAUUGAAACCAUGAAAUCCUUUGCCUUCCUGUGAGUUCAUGUGACCACAGUCCUUCCUGUUAAGGUGCUUUGAUUGGUGAUUGUAAAUCGAUCCAGGAAGCCUCUAUUCCAGGCAAUAGUCCUCAAACUCCUAGCUGUGAAGACUAGAUCUCUUGAACCUGUCCCUAAGGAGCAAAGUCUUUGAAUCCACUGUGAAAUGUCAAUGAUGCUUACAAUACAAUUGCUUGAAGUUAAGAAAAGGACACUGAUUGAUAAAAGAAAUGGCGCCUGAAAUUCUGCAGAGCUUUGAGUGGUUCCUGAAUCUUAAAGCGGUCCAGCGAGUAAAAGGAUGAUUGGUUCUUAUGACAGGAAGCAAAUCCAGAGCGCUUGAGCUGAUGUGCCAUCACCGUCCCCCAAAUGUGACCUCAUAAGCACAGCCGAGGGUCAGGGGAGGAUCCCACUUGGCUGGCAUUACCCACAGUGCCCAGUCUUGUUCACGGUGUGUUUUGUGUUUUGACGAUAAUAGGGAAAGGCUAAAAAAACUGGUGGAUAAAGGGAAUGGCAAAAAUGUGUCCACAUUGUCCCUGGUUCUGUUUCGGGAUUUGUCACCGAUUCACUGUUAUAGUAUGUGAAAUUACUUUAUCUUAAUUGUGCAUUUUUCCUCUGAAAAAUGAAGACCUUGAUGCUUGUAGCAUCUACCUACCUCCUUGGGUGUGACGCGGUCACUUGGAAGAGGGAGUGGGAGAUCCAUACCUGAAAGAUCUUAUGCAGAUGCGAUGUUAAAUGGCAAUGUCACUUCCUAAUGAAAUGCGUCACUCUGACAGCAAUAAAAGCCCGACAAAUCUUGUUCUACA
Molecule: messenger RNA, 3768 nt
Organism: Echinops telfairi (small Madagascar hedgehog)
Lineage: Eukaryota; Metazoa; Chordata; Mammalia; Afrosoricida; Tenrecidae
Gene: SLC5A1
Product: solute carrier family 5 member 1
Exons: 15
Coding region: 1-1989 (662 amino acids)
Biological process (GO): sodium ion transport; transmembrane transport
Cellular component (GO): plasma membrane
Molecular function (GO): D-glucose:sodium symporter activity
Source: RefSeq, a predicted model, not a curated record